AUCAGCCCUAUUUUUUUCAUCUUUUCUCCUCUCCGCCUCUCACUCGUCUCUCAUCACUUCUUCUCCUGCGAUACUCUUUUCCCCCUUAAUGGUAGUGGACGUCACUGUCUCUGGAAGCACCACCACAACCCUUUCAUGGUAAGGAGAAACAUCCAUGUACUGGGUCCAAGGGCGGACCUGGGAGGGAUUAUAGGGGCAAUUGACUCUCUAGAUUUUGGGGGAAAAAAUCUUUUCCUUAGCUUUUUUUUUCUUAGCUUUUUUUUAUUAGAAAAUACCCUAUAAAUUUUAUUUUUGACCCACUAACCCAAGUCGUCUUGAUCCGUCCCUGACUGGGUUUGCCCAGAAAACCUACAAUUAAUUGAUCGAUAGUUUGUUAAACGUUCGCCUCAAUUAGCAAAACGAAUGAUCAAAUCGUUGAGGUUCAGCUCCUCUCUCUCUCUCCCUCUCUCCCCCCCCCCCCCCCCCCCGAGAUCGGCAAGGUGCAAAUCUGCAAUCGAGAAUGAAUUACUGGGUGUAUGGAGAGUGGAAUCCCACCGGGAAGUUACUUCCAGUACUCUCCUUCUGGGGUUCAUGGUUCACUUCAAAGGUCUUCAUCUCUUACAGAUCGUGAAAGGCCAAGCAGGAAAGCCUAUGUCAAUAAUGUCUCAGAUAGAACUGAAGUAACUGGAAUAGAUGCUGAUUUGCGUAGAUCAAGCAUGGAAGUUGUCACAGUUGUUCAAUUACCUCUCAUUUUUUGCGAUUUCUUUGUGAAUUGUAUUUGAGAAAUUGUCACAAUUAGAAGCCGUGCUCCCUUUUUAGAUAGUGGUGUAUCACAUUUAAUGUUUUACUAUAUGAUUCAGAAAUUUGUAAUGAAAUUAUCAAAUUUAUGCAAUUUCAAAAUUUGUUCA
Olea europaea var. sylvestris is the source of this 887-nucleotide messenger RNA. RefSeq lists its product as uncharacterized. Bases 516 to 761 code for a protein of 81 amino acids. The record is from RefSeq and is a predicted model, not a curated record. The transcript is spliced from 3 exons. NCBI's taxonomy places the organism in Eukaryota, Viridiplantae, Streptophyta, Magnoliopsida, Lamiales, Oleaceae.